AUUAGUCCGGGCUCCCUGGGCCGCUCUUUCCGGGUGUGAACAGCUGACAUCUGCCCCGUGAAGCUGGUCUCUUGUCACAGCUGCCAGAAGCCCCAGGCUCGGGCACACAGAAACACCCAGCCUUGACCCAGCCCGCCCUCUGCACGGCACAGCGCAGGAGCCAGCCACCACACCCCGAGGCUCCAGGUGUCUCCAGCAGCUGCUGGCAGUAUGGCCGAGGCGUCUUCAGACCCUGAUGAGACAGACCUUGAGCAGAAGAUCCUCCAGGUGCUGAGGGGUGCUGGGUCCCCAGUGAGGACUGCGCAGCUGGUGAAGGAAUGCCAAGUGCCCAAGAAGAAACUCAACCAGACUCUCUACCGGAUGAUGAAAGAGUCCCGAGUGGCCCUCGCUGGCUCCGCCACAUGGCAGUUGGGCGGGCCUGGGACCGGACAGCUGGUCUCCACAGAGCUGGCUCUGGUCCGCAAUGCGGAGAGGCCCCGGCAGCUCACGGUUGCGGUUCCCCUGAAACCCGGCUGUCAGCUGAGUAGACAGCAGGAAGAGAUCUACAGGUUCCUGAAAGACUCGGGGCCCUCGAGGGCCCUGGUUGUCGCCAAGUCUCUGGGGCUGAAGACGGCAAAAGAAGUCAACCCAGACUUGUACGCCAUGAGAAACGAUCACCUUCUGAACUAUGACCAGAACUCAAACGUAUGGGCGGUUUAUCAGCCAGAAGAUUCUAGGGAAAGAAGUCAGGCCACCAAUAUCAUUUAUCAGCAAAAUCCAAUCAACAUGAUCCAUCAGGGCGGACCGAACAGCCACAUUUCCAUCGGGAACGCCACAGCCGUCCAGAUUGGGCAUGGGAACACCAUAAUGGGACCAGAGACCCAUGGGGACAACAGCUCCACGGCUUCCCCCUGGCUCCCUGCACCGGCACCAGCUGAUCCCUCAACGCAGGACCCCUUGGCUGCAUCCUGGGGGUCCCAGGACAUCCACUUAGAGAAGUCCGUCCUCAGACGGGUGCAGCUGGGACACGGCAACGAGAUGAGCCUUCACUACGCACCGGCCACAGGCCCCGCCCGCAGCCGCUCCGCCAGUGGCCUCUCUGUCAGCCCCCCAGUCUCUGCCAACACCGCUGACCCGGAAGCUUCCUUUGAAAUUCGCAUGCCCCCACCCGGACCUCGGACUGAGGGGGACGGGGUCGUGACCCAGAGAGUCCUCAUAAAGUCCUGCUUCCUGGAGGACGCCACCAUCGGCAACAGCAACAGGAUGCGCAUCAGCCCCCCGGGGAAGGCUGGCCCAGGAGGAGGGGCAGGGCCGGAGGACGGCAGCGGGGGCUCCGGGGAGCCGGCCGGGGAGCCAGCCGGGGAGCCAGCCAGGGAGCCGGCAGAGGAUGAAGAGACGGGGCGGCUUACGCAUCUGUCCGGCGCUGUCUCUUCCCCAGCUCCUCGGCCUGAAGAUGCAGAGCCCAGAGGCCAGGCCCCUCUCGAGGGUCGUCAGGCCGGCCCCGACGUGGACACCAUCACUGCCCGCCUGGAAGCCAUGACCGUUGGAAGCAGGGACCCAGAAGCCACAGGAGAUGGCCCCUCGGUGGACUGACCCAGCACGGGGCCCUGGGGGAGGUGGGGCCGGGGGACAGGGCUCGAGGAUGGACACACUCCGACAGAGGUGGGCGGGAGCCAGCGGGGCCCGAGAGCCCUUGCACUGUACUGUGGGUCGUGCCCCAUAAACACGCUGCUCUUGACCUUCUUGCCUCCUGACCUGCGGCCGGCAUGAGUCAGCGGGUGGUGGGCUGGGCCAGGGCUGGGUCGGCCGUGGCCAAGAGCAGAAUGACAGGGCGACCCCUGGGCCCCUUGGGGUGCCGAGAGGAGGUGGGCUGAUGGGAGGGGUGCUCAGACAGCCCUCAGGGCCCAGGCUGAACCCCCACAGAAGCGAUUUUCCCAAACCACCACGAUCUGCUCACAAAGGCCGUUCCAUUCCCUCCUCCGAGCCUCCCCACGGGUCUCAGGUGAGCACAGACAGGACUCCGCACCUGUGGGGACUCAGCGGACAGGUGACAUUAGAGACUGAGCAAGAAACAGAGUCUAGGGAGUAAUUCAGGAGCAUUGGGGCUGCAAGUGGCUGAAACCCGCCUCACCCGGGCUUAGAAAAGGGACUCUAUUCUCUCAUGCCUUUGGAAAACCAAGGGAUGCCUCGCUCGAUCCGGGUACCCCUUGGUUUGGCUGGAUCCCGGGGCUCACGCGUUAUUUCUAGGCCCCUUUCUGUCCAUCUCUCUGACUCUCUCUCUCUCUCUGUGGUCCCCAGUCGCCCAAAGCUAUGGCCUGCCCACUCAGCAACCCAGCAGAAAGAGAACGCUUCAAACCAAACCCUGCUGGAGACUUGGCCCAGGGAGAAUUCCGAUUGGUCGAGCAUGGGUCCCAUGCGGAUCCUGGAGCCAAUCAGGGAGAGCAGAGUGCUUUGAUGGACUGCUGUGGUGGGCGGAGCGAA
Molecule: messenger RNA, 2460 nt
Organism: Phyllostomus discolor (pale spear-nosed bat)
Lineage: Eukaryota; Metazoa; Chordata; Mammalia; Chiroptera; Phyllostomidae
Gene: ZBP1
Product: Z-DNA binding protein 1
Exons: 8
Coding region: 211-1572 (453 amino acids)
Biological process (GO): positive regulation of type I interferon-mediated signaling pathway
Cellular component (GO): nucleus
Molecular function (GO): RNA binding; double-stranded RNA adenosine deaminase activity; DNA binding
Source: RefSeq, a predicted model, not a curated record